Messenger RNA from Olea europaea var. sylvestris, 762 nucleotides. RefSeq names its product probable alpha-mannosidase At5g66150. The record is from RefSeq and is a predicted model, not a curated record. Gene Ontology annotation, biological process: mannose metabolic process. The transcript has 2 exons. Gene Ontology annotation, molecular function: alpha-mannosidase activity. NCBI's taxonomy places the organism in Eukaryota, Viridiplantae, Streptophyta, Magnoliopsida, Lamiales, Oleaceae. The coding region runs from base 217 to 576 and encodes 119 amino acids.
AAACAAACACGGGUGAAAAUUGAAAAGAAAAUUAAGGGGCCCGCUACUAGAUAACAUAGAAGCGGUGUUCUUAUCUAUUUGGUUGGAACAUAUUCGUUUGACUUAGUAAACUCCAACAAUUAUUGAGGAGAAACCAAUGAACAUUACAAUCUUUGAGUAGUAGAAUAUAUAGUAUCUGUCAAAACCCAUAAAACCAAAUCUUGGUUGGGUUUGAAAAUGGAAACUUUAGCUCAUUCCUUUACAGUUUUACUCUGCAUUGUAUCUGUUCUUUGUUCAUAUGAAGUUAUUGGUGUGGAUGGCUAUAUUAAAUACAACACUCGAAGUGGCAUUGUUGAUGGCAAAUUGAAUGUUCAUUUGGUUCCCCAUUCACACGAUGAUGUUGGCUGGCUCAAGACAAUUGAUCAGUACUAUGUUGGAUCAAAUAACAGUAUUCAGGGUGCUUGUGUGGAAAAUGUUUUGGACUCGGUUGUUAUGUCAUUGAGCCUCAAUCCUAACAGGAAAUUCAUAUUUGCUGAAAUGGUAGCAAUUUUGUGUUCAAUGUUCUAUUUCUUCGGGAUUAAAUCAAUAAACAUCUGAAAUUAAGAGAGAAUUGCAAGUUUUGAGUUAUUUAGGUUGAUCAAAACUUAGGUCUUAGCGACUAGGCUUGGUUGAAAGGAGUCACAGAGUCAGUGUAUAACUAGUCCCCAAUGGUAUUUCAUUAAUGAAACUGUUUGCAGGCUGAAAAGUUGUGCUUAAUAUAAUUCGAUGGUCAAAUUUAGUUUA